This is a messenger RNA of Ricinus communis (castor bean), 1242 nucleotides long. Its product is annotated as annexin D4. Gene Ontology annotation, molecular function: calcium ion binding; calcium-dependent phospholipid binding. Lineage: Eukaryota; Viridiplantae; Streptophyta; Magnoliopsida; Malpighiales; Euphorbiaceae. The transcript is spliced from 6 exons. The record is from RefSeq and is a predicted model, not a curated record. The coding region runs from base 118 to 1065 and encodes 315 amino acids. Gene Ontology annotation, cellular component: cytoplasm.
AUCAAGUUACCAAAGUUGCCCAUUAAACUUUUUAAAUCACAAACAUAGCCUUCUGUGUUCCUAUAAAUAAGGAGUGAUAUCAUUCCCCAUGCUGCCAUAAUCCAAAGCUAAAAAAGAAUGGCUCAUCCUGAAGAGUUGGAAGCUCUCACCAAGGCUUUUUCAGGCCUUGGAGUUGAUGAGAAGUCAUUGAUAUCAAUUCUUGGGAAAUCACACCCUGAGCAUAGGAAAUCCUUUAGGAAGGGAAGUCCUCACUUAUUCAUUGAAGAUGAACGUUCUUUUGAACGAUGGGAUGAUGACAGUGUCCAUCUUCUCCGGCAAGAAUUUGCGCGAUUCGAGAAUGCUCUUGUGAUCUGGGCUAUGCAUCCAUGGGAAAGAGAUGCUCGUUUGAUUUACGAGGCGUUGAGAGAAGGUCCACAAUCUUAUGGUGUGAUUGUAGAGAUUGCAUGCACAAGAUCAUCAGAAGAGCUUCUGGGAGCAAGGAAGGCUUACCAUUCCCUCUUUGAUCAUUCCAUUGAAGAAGAUGUUGCCACACACAUCUCUGGCACUGAGCGGAAGCUCCUUGUAGCACUGGCGAGUGCCUACAGGUAUGAAGGGCCAAAGGUUAAGGAAGACUCAGCAAAAUUUGAAGCGAAAAUAUUUGCUAAUGCUGUUAAGAAUGGUGACAAGACGAAUCCCAUUGAGGAUGAUGAGGUGAUUAGAAUACUGUCAACAAGAAGCAAGCCCCAUUUAAAGGCAGUUUACAAACAUUACAAGGAAAUUUCCGGGAAUGGCAUUAUUGAGGAUCUUGGCGCUGCUAAUUUAAUCUUAAAGGAGACAGUUGAAUGCUUAUGUACUCCUCAUGCAUUUUUCAGCAAGGUUUUGGAUAAGGCAAUGAGAAAGGAUGCAGAUCAUAACACCAAAAAGGCACUGACUCGAGUAAUUGUAACCCAAGCAGACAUUGAUUUGAAGGAGAUCAGUGAACAGUAUAACAGCUUAUAUGGAAUUCCUCUAUCAAAGAAAGUUGAAGAGACUGCAAAUGGGAACUAUAAGGAUUUCUUGCUUGCCUUGAUAUCAAGGGAGAACUAAUAGAAAAGAAGAUGACUAUUGAAAUUUAAAGGAUUCCGGUUAAGCUAUUGAAAACUGGCUUGAAUUAAAAUUGUUCUUUUGUUGAUCCUUGCAAGUUUCAUUACAAGUUGUCUUGUGCAUGUAUGCAUCGUGUUGAAAAGAGAAGCAUCAAUAAAUUGAAAUUAUUCCUUCUGUUGA